Molecule: messenger RNA, 1006 nt
Organism: Camelus dromedarius (Arabian camel)
Lineage: Eukaryota; Metazoa; Chordata; Mammalia; Artiodactyla; Camelidae
Product: olfactory receptor 2G6
Exons: 1
Coding region: 1-948 (315 amino acids)
Biological process (GO): detection of chemical stimulus involved in sensory perception of smell; G protein-coupled receptor signaling pathway
Cellular component (GO): plasma membrane
Molecular function (GO): G protein-coupled receptor activity; olfactory receptor activity
Source: RefSeq, a predicted model, not a curated record
AUGGAGGAAAGCAGCAACAGUUCUGAAAAGGGAUUUCUUCUCCUGGGAUUUUCUGACCAGCCCCAGCUAGAGAGAAUACUAUUUGUUAUCAUUUUGUUUGUCUACAUCCUGAGCCUUCUGGGGAACACCGCCAUCAUUUUGGUGUCUUGCCUGGACCCAAAACUCCACACUCCCAUGUACUUUUUCCUCUGCAACCUCUCUUGUGUAGACGUCUGCUUUACCACAAGUGUUGCCCCGAAGUUGCUGGUUACCAUGAGUAGGAAGGACAAGAACAUGAGCUAUGGCGCAUGCGUGGCCCAGCUCUAUGUGGCCAUGGGGUUGGGCUCCUCCGAGUGUGUGCUCUUGGCGGUCAUGGCUUAUGAUCGCUAUGCUGCCAUCUGCCGGCCUCUGCGCUACACAACCAUUAUGCAUCCUCAGCUCUGUUCGUCCCUGGCCAGCACAGCAUGGCUCGGUGGCCUCAUCACCUCCCUGAUUCAGUGCUCCCUGACUGUGCAGCUGCCCCUCUGUGGUCAUCGCAAACUGGACCACAUUUUUUGCGAGGUGCCAGUGCUCAUCAGACUGGCCUGUGUGGACACAACAUUCAAUGAGGUAGAACUCUUUGUGGCCAGUGUAAUCUUUCUAAUUGUCCCUGUGUCACUCAUCUUAGCCUCCUACGGCUGUAUCACACAAGCUGUGCUGAGAAUCAAAUCAGCAGCGGGGCGCCGGAAGGCCUUGGGGACUUGCUCCUCCCACCUGGCUGUGGUCAUCAUUUUCUACGGGACCAUCAUUUUCAUGUACCUUCAGCCAGCGAAAAGUAGCUCCAAAAUCCGGGGGAAGUUUGUCUCUCUUUUCUACACCGUAGUCACCCCACUCUUAAACCCCAUUAUCUACACUCUGAGAAACAAAGAUGUGAAAGGCGCUGUGAGGACACUAGUAAUGGGAAAUGCUUUUGGUUCAGAAAGGGCAUGAGCUGUAAGUAUAAACUUAGCGUGUUGUUUUUAGCUUGUGGAUGACUUGUUCUGAGUAC